CUUGAAUUACCUGUAGUAAGUAUUGUUUAAAUGUAUUGUUAGGAACGGUGAUUUGUGCCUGCUAUUCGUUACCACCCCCAAAAAGUGACCAGUGACAACGCGAUGUUCCAUCUCUAGAUAAUCAAAACGCCUUAGUGCAUUUUCCCGAGAUGCUGAGAUAAAUAGAAAUUAAUUUCGGAAAAGCGACUUUCUUUUGUUUACCACCAUGGCGACCUACUCCAACCAGCAUUGGCUGCUCUCCCACAUCCGCAACUCCUUCAUAUCCACGGACGACACGGGAAUGUGCGAGACGGUGAUGCUGAGCGAUGACAUGCCCAAACACUAUUUGCGAAAAUUCGGUAACUCAGGCGCUGGAGGAGAUCACUAUCAUUGGCGACGGUCGCAAAAGACAGCGCCCACGGGGGGCGGGACAACGCCGGAGCGGAACACCCGUCAUCCGGAUGCGCCACUCCAAGAAGUGGACUUCAUCUGCUAUCCGGGACUUGACCUCAGCGACGACGAGGAGGACAUGUCCACGCACUCCUUUGACAUCCAGAUGUAUCCGGAGGUGGGCGCCCAUCGGUUUCGUUCCAACACCGCCCAAAAACUAGAGAAAUUGGAUAUUGCCAAGCGGAGGGCUGCGCGCAUCAAAAGUGUCAACUACCAGGAGGAAGUGCAGCCACCGGACAGCGAUGAUUUCUUCAGACGCAAAGAGCUGCCCCCCAGCAAAGCUCAACUGAGCAAAAAGGAACCGAAAGCCAACGACGAUGAGCUAUCAGAUGAGGGUGUUCAGAGCCAGCUCACUGAACAGUUGGCGAAAAGUCCCAAGCAAACACAGAAUCGCUUUAUUGAAUUCGCCCGCUUCGAUGGCACCUCCCAAGUGGGUAUGCAAACGAAAAGGAUUAACGUGUUUUUAAAUAUGCUUCCCGCGCCGGAUCGCAACUAUCCGUUGAAGAUCUGCGUCGUAGCCACUGCCAAAAUCCAGGAGGUCAUUGGUUAUGUCUGCUACAAGACCUCUUUACAGUAUCCCGACGUUCCUUUGAAGUCCCUGCAGCAUUACGCUUUAUAUAUGACAGAGGAUAAUGAUGAUAUGGAGGACUUCCCGCCCUUGGACAAUCGCGAACCCUGCUCUAAGUUUGGCUUCUCCCAACUGACCCUCGCAGAGCGUCGACCAUUGGCUCCAGUGACUCGAGUGGAUUACCACAGCCAGCUGGGCAGCAAAUCCAUGACUUCCGUGGAGGACAAGACAGCUCUGGCCGAAGCGGCUGUCAAGGCUCUGCAAAAUAUUAACCUUAAUGGUGGAACUACUGAUCCAGGGGGAGCAGGCGGAGGAGGCGAUAGUCCAUUCGACAAUGUAAAGGAGUACGAGAAGCGCCUGCUGAAUCAUAAUGACAUGCUGGAAGCACCCAUGCAUCGUACUUUCCGCCUGAACAUCAUAGACAAGAGGUUCUUUAAAUCCGAUGUGACUCUGGGAAUAUCUGGUGAGAGAAUAGAGAUCGAUCAGUGCAAGAAUGCCAAGUUCUGGCCGCAGAAGAAGCCCGUAUCCACUCCAAUUGAUUUUGUGGCCCACUGCGAGAUUUUGGAGCGACGCCACUUAAAGGCUUUGUUGCGCAUCUGGCUGAAGUCGAACUCCUCGUCCCCUUCCUUCUCCACCGGCUGCACUUCGGCGCAGAUCAAUGCCAGCGUAACCACCCUAAAUGCGGGAAGUGGCAGUGCAGGGAUUGCGCACUCGCCCAGCAGUCCGGGUCACUCAUCCGGCCUCUUUUCAAGCAGCAAUAUUCGCUUUAAGCACUACGACUUCGACACGGAUACCCACACGGCGGAGCAGAUCCACAACAAGCUGAACUGCAUACUUGAGAUGCGAUCCAGCGAUCUGCGGCGCGAGUUCCUUCUGCAGCGCGAUCGGAAGCAGGAGAAGAGGCAGCUGAAGUUGUAGUAUUUAUUCCUAUGGCAGCGGCUGCUGCCCGUGUGCCUAGCAGGCGGGCUACUGCCACUGCCGCUGCAACGGCCCCGCCUACUUCUCCGCCUCCGCCUACUGUUCGAUAAGUUGUAUUAGUUGCUAACUAAAGAUUGUGUUACACAUGUUUGCCUAGCCUGUAAGUAUUUAUUGAACUCACCUAACUACGAAGCCUGGUCCUGAAAAUAAAAUCGAAAUCUGUACA
Molecule: messenger RNA, 2141 nt
Organism: Drosophila erecta
Lineage: Eukaryota; Metazoa; Arthropoda; Insecta; Diptera; Drosophilidae
Gene: Sin1
Product: stress-activated map kinase-interacting protein 1
Exons: 1
Coding region: 206-1915 (569 amino acids)
Biological process (GO): TORC2 signaling
Cellular component (GO): plasma membrane; cytoplasm; TORC2 complex
Molecular function (GO): phosphatidylinositol-4,5-bisphosphate binding
Source: RefSeq, a predicted model, not a curated record